UAAAAUAAAAGGAGAAACAGAGCGGGGAAAAUAUCUGCGAUAGUUAUCGCUCGUGGAAGUUGGAAUAGCAGACGGAGGCAGCUGCUGGUUAAUUCCGAAAAAUGACGACACUCGCAACUCCAGCUUGCCUUGCGUUAUCCGAAGUAGUGGUGGGAGCGAGAACCAGCGGCCGCCGCUGCCAGGAAAUCAAGGUUGGUUUUCCACUGCGGCGAUCAGGGACGUCACCCCGUCGAUUACGAAUGCUCUGCCGCCGUGGUGGUGGUGAGCCUGAAGCCACCAACGAUUCUGCUUCUGGUUCGUCGAAGAUGGAAAGGAAGGAGGUGGACGGCGGCGAUGAUUUGGGGUAUCUGUUCAAACUUGGAGUAGGUACUUUCGCCGGAGCUGCUGCAAUCAAAUACGGAAGCGUGGUGUUCCCGGAGAUUACAAGGCCCAACCUCACUCAAGCUUUGCUUAUGAUCUCACUUCCAGUCGUCGUAGCCAGUCUCCUGCUUUUCAUCAAUCAAGACCCCUCCGACGACAACUGACUAAUUCCGACGGAAGCAAUGCUGCGGUGUAAACUUUGUAACUUCAUGAGAUAAUAAAUAAAAUGUCGAUUUUGAAAUCCCCUUAUUGAUCUCCUCCUGUUCCUGUUGUGAAUGAAGAUUCAGACUUCUAACCAUUUAUA
This is a messenger RNA of Linum tenue, 664 nucleotides long. NCBI's taxonomy places the organism in Eukaryota, Viridiplantae, Streptophyta, Magnoliopsida, Malpighiales, Linaceae. The record is from the annotation of a GenBank genome assembly.